GCACUUAGUGGAAAAAUGAUUAUCGUGACGCUGUUGCUAGUUCUACUACAAAUAUCUCUCAGUUCUUUGACUGUUGGCCAAGCUGACAUUCUGUUUCGGGAUGACUCCCCAGAGGUGGGCAGUGAAUGUCAGAAAUCCGCAGGAAGUGGCAUAUGUGUAUUCCCCGACAAAUGUCGCGUCACCGCCGAAAUGAUCAAUAUGGGACAGCCAGAAAUUUGCUUUUUCCAUCUCCAACGAAUACCAGUGGUGUGCUGUCCCAAUGCGAACUUAAUUAGUGAUACGCCCGAACCUGUGCCACCUUCGCCUGCUGCACCUGUGUCUGUUGCACCAGUGCCUGUUACACCAGUGGCGACGCCCGUUUCAUCUUUCCUGGAUGAUCUUCCUGCUUCCACAACUUCCAGUUCUUCAACCACAACAUCUUCUACAACCACCACCCCUUCAACUACCACGACUCCACCUCCCGAAACGAGUACCAGCAGGGUCACUCAACCAGCGAGAAGAACCACUGCUUCUACCAAACCCUCCCAAUCGUCUGAGAGUCCAACAGAACAUCUCUCAAUGAGACUGAGUGAUAAGAAAUGCAUAGAGUACUCUCAGAACUACACAGGGAAGGAAAAGCUCUACUAUGGUAUCGUCCAGGGAGACUUUGCGGGUAUUAGAGAGUUUCCUCACAUGGCAGCAAUUGGAGCGCAAGAUCCAGGAGGAAGUGACAUCAUUUAUUACUGCGGAGGAAGUCUUAUUAGUGAAAAAUACAUUCUAACAGCCGCUCAUUGUCUCACGAGAGGCAGUCCAUCGACUGUCCGUCUGGGAGAUCGCGAUCUCUCAGCAACUGAAGACGAUGCUGAUGUCAAGGAGUAUGAAAUUGAUAGAGUAUUUGUUCAUCCUCGCUAUCGCAGUGCCUCUGUGUACAACGAUCUGGCACUACUGAAACUCACUGAGGCAGUCAAAUUCACACCCUACAUCCGCCCAACUUGCCUUAACACCUUAAUGAACCCCAAUCAAACGGUUCUAAUAGCCUCGGGUUGGGGACACACUGCAUUUGGUGGAAAUGAGUCGGCAGUGCUGCAAAAAGUCCCCCUGGAUGUCUUCACAACUGAGCAGUGUGCCACUCAUUACACACCACAAAGAAGACUCGCUGAUGGACUGCAAGAGACGCAGCUUUGUGCAGGAUCAAGCAGUGACGGGAGAGAUACUUGCCAAGGGGAUUCAGGUGGACCCCUUGCAUACUCCAAAUAUAUUCCUGAGAUCAAAACUAGCAUGCACUAUUUAGUGGGAAUUACAUCCUUCGGCAAGAGUUGCGGUGCCAUGAUCCCGGCUAUUUACACCCGCGUUUAUUCCUACCUCGAUUGGAUCGAGAGCAUUGCCUGGUCAUAACUGGAUAAAGCAUAAUUAUUCUCAAGUGUUGUGAUUGAAGAUUGUCUUGUCUACAGUUACAGAUAAUAAAAAGUAUAUAGACUUUGUGGGCACUGAAACAGGUUUACAUAAAACACGA
Messenger RNA from Phlebotomus argentipes, 1492 nucleotides. RefSeq names its product serine protease snake-like. Lineage: Eukaryota; Metazoa; Arthropoda; Insecta; Diptera; Psychodidae. Gene Ontology annotation, molecular function: serine-type endopeptidase activity. The record is from RefSeq and is a predicted model, not a curated record. Gene Ontology annotation, biological process: proteolysis. Bases 16 to 1374 code for a protein of 452 amino acids. The transcript has 3 exons.